This is a messenger RNA of Amorphotheca resinae ATCC 22711, 828 nucleotides long. RefSeq lists its product as hypothetical. The record is from RefSeq and is a predicted model, not a curated record. The transcript has a single exon. NCBI's taxonomy places the organism in Eukaryota, Fungi, Ascomycota, Leotiomycetes, Helotiales, Amorphothecaceae. The coding region runs from base 1 to 828 and encodes 275 amino acids. Gene Ontology annotation, molecular function: 5-amino-6-(5-phosphoribosylamino)uracil reductase activity. Gene Ontology annotation, biological process: riboflavin biosynthetic process.
AUGGCGCGCGAUACUCUCUACUUUCCCGCCUCUGAUAGACUAUUCCUCGAGCCUUACCUCCCGCCCAAAGAUCUUGCACUCUCAGGCGCUGACGCUCUUCCAUUUACCACCCUAACAUUCGCAACAUCUCUCGAUUCCCAGCUUGCUCUAUCACCAGGAGCGCGAACCGUUCUCUCUGGCCCACAGUCCAAGGCGAUGACGCACUAUCUCCGCUCGCGCCACGAUGCCAUUCUCAUUGGUGUGGGUACGGCCGUGGCUGACAAUCCCGGCCUGAACUGCCGCAUUGAGGGCGCAGGUGGCUAUGGCGGCGACGGAUUAGAAGGCCAGCCGAGACCUAUUAUUGUUGAUCCCAAAGCCCGCUGGGACUUCACAGAGAAUCAGAAGAUAUUUGAGUUGGCGAGGGAUGGAAGAGGGAAAGCACCUUUCAUCAUCACGGCGGUCGAGACGCCGCCUGCGGACAAGGAAGCGAUUCUAGAGAAACAUGGUGGAAAGUUUAUCAGGGUCGGGUUAAAGACUACGGUUACCGGAGAGUAUGGGCUAUAUUGGAAGGAUGUCCUCAAGGCGUUGGCUGCGGAGGGCCUGGGAAGUGUAAUGAUUGAAGGCGGUGGGGCCGUCAUCAAUUCUUUACUGGUACCAGAAAAUUUUGAGGUUAUUAGCUCUGUGAUAAUCACGAUUGCUCCAACAUGGUUAGGCAGAGGAGGUGUGGUUGUUUCUCCGGAGAGACAAUUUGAUGGUAAUGGGAGCCUGGUUCCUUCUACGAGGCUUAAGAAUGUGAUGUGGCAUCCGUUCGGGGAGGACGUGGUCAUGUGUGGGAACCUCAAGGUCUGA